AUGGACGGGGGCCACGUCGCGACGCCAGCCGCGGGAUCCGCCACCGGCAUCGCCAGAGCGGCGGAGGGCCAGCCGAGACAGCUCGUCUUGUCUCCGGUGUGUCAGGACGCGCCUGGGCGGGCGGAGGACGUGCCCCUCGAGGACCUGGUCUGCAGCUACCAGCUCUGGCGGGGACCCCCGCUCCUCCACGGGCACCGGGCCGGCCGGCCGCGGCCCACGUCCUGCGCCUCGGGGGUUCACCGCGUCUCGAUCGCGCUGCGCGUGGCGGCUGGGCGCCGGCCCGACGUCGCGGGCGUCGACCUGUCCGUGCUGCCACCCUGCGACGGCGAGUACCGGGUCAUCGUGCGGCAGCCCGAGGACAAGAGAGAGAUCCUCCCGCCCGCGUCGGAGGACUGGGAGGUCAAGUACGUCUUCCGGUGCCCGCCGAUCCCCUCCUCCGCCACCUUCCAGAAGCACACGCACACCCUCUACGUGUGGGGGGACCUGGACUUCGACAGCUACGGCGCCUCGGGCUCGUUUCCGAUCCACCCGUAUAGGAUGAACCAGAUCGUCCCGCAGGUGAUGAUCGGCAAUUGCCUGGCCCGUAGCAGCGACGGUUUUCUCCCGCAGUGGCAGGAGUUCGACUCGUGGGCGAUGCAGGCGCAGUACUACUGGCAGACGGGCGAGGGCGAGGCGACAGGGAGCCGCGCGCUGUGCGGCGAAGUCGUGCCCGUGGAAG
Molecule: messenger RNA, 718 nt
Organism: Prorocentrum cordatum
Lineage: Eukaryota; Dinophyceae; Prorocentrales; Prorocentraceae
Source: the annotation of a GenBank genome assembly